GACAAAUGUACGAACUGAAAGUAUAAAGAGCCUAGCAACAACAAGAGAGACGAACAGUUAUCUGGGGACUGGGGGGUGCAGAUGGAUGCAUUCGCUUCCAAAAAAAUCCUGGGCCCAAGAAUCCGCCUCGCUGUUGAUCGAAGGUCAGAAAUCCACUCUCGCCUCAAGUUUGGACCUCUGUUCUCAAUGGCAUCAAAUCUUUGUCAUUGGUGACCAUAGUGGAACACCGUAACUGAAAGGAGAUCCCCAGCUGGACCACUUCCGGGUGUGGAACAUGCAAAAUAACCCUGAACCAGUGAUGCAUACCCUUCAUACCUGAACGUUAAGGGAUGAACGCAAUCAGGAAGAAGAGAUUUUGGGCAUCCUGUUUCUGUGUGAUGGCGCUUUUUUUCCUUCUCGUCACUCUCCAGGUGGUUGUAGAACUUGGAAAAUCUGAAAGAAUGGAGACGAAAAGCUCGGCUUCACAAAAGGGUGCGUUCAAGGAGGAAGAGCACCAGAAAGUCGUAAGCUUGUCAGAGUCUCCCAGCACCAUAAAGACAGCCAUGGACAAAGACAACCAUCCUGUCUUGGUUUGGUGGUCUCCGCUGACGGGAGAGACUGGGCGGCUUGGCCAGUGCGGUCAAGAUGCCUGCUUCUUUACGAUCAACAGGACUUAUCAGUACAGUCCUAUGACAAAAGCAUUUCUCUUCUAUGGUACAGACUUUAAUAUUGAUGCCUUACCUCUUCCUCGUAAAGACCACCACGACUGGGCCCUUUUCCAUGAGGAGUCACCCAAAAAUAACUAUAAACUCUUCCAGAGGCCAGCCGUCACCUUGUUCAACUACACGGCAACGUUCAGCCGCCACUCACACUUGCCCCUCACAACCCAGUACCUCGAAAGUAUUGAAGCCUUAAAGUCACAGAGGUACAUGACCCCUUUGCAAGAGAAGAACAGCUUGAGGAAGAGACUCGCUCCGCUUGUCUACGUACAGUCAGACUGUGACCCCCCCUCCGACAGGGACAGCUACGUGAGGGAGCUGAUGGCCCACAUUGAGGUAGACUCUUAUGGAGCCUGCUUGCAUAACAGAGAUCUCCCAGAGCAUCUCAAGAACCCGGCCUUCAUGGACAGCGAUAACUUCUACAAGAUACUCGCUCAGUACAAAUUUGUCUUGGCUUUUGAGAAUGCCGUUUGUCAGGAUUAUAUCACUGAGAAACUGUGGAGACCGCUGAAGCUGGGUGUGGUCCCCGUUUAUUAUGGCUCUCCCGGCGUCACAGACUGGCUCCCCAGCAAUAAAAGUGCUGUCCUGGUCGCAGGAUUUUCACACCCCAAGGAGCUGGCUCAGUACAUCCAGGCUUUGGAUAGAGACGACAAGGCGUACGAGGCCUACCUCGAGUGGAAAUUAAAAGGCCACAUCUCCAACCAACGGCUUCUCACCACCAUGAGGGAACGCACCUGGGGAGUGCAGGAUAUCAUGAAGGACAAUUACAUCGACGCUUUUGAGUGCAUGGUGUGUAGUAAAGUGUGGGAAAACAUCAGGAGAGAAGCAAAGGGAAUGUUACCGAGAAGAUGGAAUGCGGAAGCCAAUCACCUGAGCUGCCCCAGACCUGAAGUGUUUGUUUUUUCAUCUUCAAACACUCACAGAACGGCUCUACAGGACAUUUGGAUACCGAGUUUCGAGCAGUCCAAGAGAGAAGCGAAAGCCUUGAGGCAGCUGGUCGAAAGGAACCGAAAUUUCACAGCGCAGGAAUUUUGGACUCUGGUAUUCAGGGAAUGACUUGAAGGCACCUUGACUCCAGCUAGGGAGGGGAAACAAAAAAAAGCCAACCUGCAAAAGAGCUUGUAGGGUAAGCCAUUGCCUAUAGAUGGCCUUAAUAUGCUAAGGAGUGGUUUUAGCAACAGAAUGUACUAGAAGAAAAUGUGGUAUUCAGUGAAUACUAAUCUGGAAUAGAAACGACCCAAUUCGGUCACUGUCCGUGAUGUUUUUAUACUAAUACUAGUAUAAAUUAUGAGCAUAGUUAACACUGGAGCACAUACACCAUAAUUACGUAGACUUUGUCUUUCACUUCAUGGCUGCUUCCAUCAUGGAGAUCGCUUCCAAGGCGAUCCUGAUAUAAAGACAUCUGCCCACAUGGUGUGUUUAUAAACCACCCAAGUGAUGGACCUUGCACGUGAACAAACAUGACAAAGAUGCUGGGAAGUCAAACGACGGAGGGGGGGGGCAGGAGUCUUUACCUGAAUCUGGUCUGACAAAGGGCAGCUACAAUCCCCCUGGGAAAGAUAUGUGGUAAGGGGGUCUCAGAGAAAAUGCCUCAUCUGAGGCAUUUAAUGUGAUCAGCAUGCAAGAGCUGAUCAAUAGUAUUGAAACUGCUGGUAACAUCUGUAAAGUAGAACCACAUGUUGGGUGAUUGAUGCGGUUCCUUUCCUAUACCGUCACUGCUGAUCUGGGGUGGAUCGUGGGUGCAAGAAAGAGCCACGUCUUUCUCCUGACCUUCAUACUGCUUUAGGGAGGGAAGUCGGCACGGUAUAGUCUGGUCUUGUCAGAUCUCGGAAGCUAAGCCAGGUCUGUACCUGGAAGGGGGACCACCCCCACGAAGACUCUGCACAGAAAGGCCAAUGGCAAGACUCCUCUGCUUCUCACUUGCCUUGAAAGCCCCUUGCUGGGGUCGCCAUAAAUCAGGUU
Molecule: messenger RNA, 2660 nt
Organism: Gekko japonicus
Lineage: Eukaryota; Metazoa; Chordata; Lepidosauria; Squamata; Gekkonidae
Gene: POFUT3
Product: fucosyltransferase 10 (alpha (1,3) fucosyltransferase)
Exons: 5
Coding region: 330-1754 (474 amino acids)
Cellular component (GO): Golgi membrane
Molecular function (GO): alpha-(1->3)-fucosyltransferase activity
Source: RefSeq, a predicted model, not a curated record